Messenger RNA from Aethalodelphis obliquidens (Pacific white-sided dolphin), 12126 nucleotides. It is a transcript of the gene PKHD1, whose product is annotated as PKHD1 ciliary IPT domain containing fibrocystin/polyductin. The record is from RefSeq and is a predicted model, not a curated record. The transcript is spliced from 66 exons. Lineage: Eukaryota; Metazoa; Chordata; Mammalia; Artiodactyla; Delphinidae. The coding region runs from base 1 to 12126 and encodes 4041 amino acids.
AUGACUGGCUGGCUGGUCUCUCUGACAAGUAUCAAAAUACUACUUUUAGCAGUGCCUUGUCUGAGUGUCCACAUUGAACCUGAAGAAGGCAGCCUCGCAGGAGGAACGUGGAUCACUGUCAUUUUUGACGGUUUGGAGCCAGGUCUCCUUUAUCCUGCCAACGGCUCUCAGCUGGAGAUCCACCUGGUGAAUGUGGCUGUACCCAUGCUGCCCAUCAUACCCUGUGACAUCUCUCCUGUCCUCCUGGAUUUGCCGGUAGUGAUGUGUAGGACCAGAUCUCUGCUGUCCGAAGCACAUGAAGGUCUCUAUUACCUGGAAGUGCAGGCUGGGGGACAGGUCGUAGGCAGCCCAAGUUCAGGACCACGAGACAGCUGCACUUUCAAGUUUUCCAGGGCACAGACACCCAUCGUUUACCAAGUUAAUCCACCAAGUGGAGUGCCAGGAAACCUUAUACAUGUGUAUGGCUGGAUUAUCACCGGAAGGUCGGAAACCUUUGAUUUUGAUGCCGAGUACAUUCAUAGCCCAUUGAUGUUGGAAGCUCAGGGAGACAAAUGGGUCACUCCUUGUUCUCUUGUAAACAGACAGACAGGAUGCCGCUAUCCUAUUCAGGAAGACCAUGGUCUUGGGACUCUGCAGUGCCGUGUGGAAGGCAACUACAUUGGCUCCCAGAAUGUUAGUUUCUCAAUAUUUAACAAAGGAAAGUCAAUGGUACACAAGGAUGCAUGGCUGGUCAGUGCUAAGCAGGACCUUUUCUUGUACCAGACGUAUUCAGAAAUACUAUCUGUGUUUCCAGAAACUGGGAGCCUUGGGGGAAGAACAGACAUCACAAUUACAGGGGACUUCUUUGACAAUCCUGCCCAGGUUACCGUUGCAGGCAUUCUGUGUGAUAUUAGACACGUGUCUCCCAGGAGGAUUGAGUGCACCACCAGAGCUCCAGGUAAAGGUGCAAGACUCUCCGCUCCUCAGGCAGGCAAUCGAGGGCUUCUCUUUGAAGUUGGAGACGCGGCUGAGGGCUUGGACCUGACAGAAGCCACCCCUGGGUACAGAUGGCAGAUUGUCCCUAAUGCCAGCUCUCCGUUUGGAUUUUGGUCAAAGGAAGGGCAACCUUUCAGAGCGCGGCUCAGUGGGUUCUUUGUGGCCCCAGAGACAAAUAAUUACACUUUCUGGAUCCAGGCUGACAACCAGGCUUCCCUGUAUUUCAGUCAGUCGGAGGACCCGAGGACCAAGGUGAAAGUGGCCUCCAUCGCAGUGGGCACUGCUGACUGGUUUGACUCCUGGGAGCAGAAUGGGAGUGAAGAGACCUGGCAACAGAAGGCCCCCAAGCUGGAGCUGCUCGGGGGAGCCAGGUACUACCUGGAAGCAGAGCAUCGAGGGAGAGCCCCCAGCCGCGGGGUGAGGAUUGGUGUCCAGAUCCAUAACACCUGGCUGAAUCCCGAGGUGGUCAGCACGUACCUCCGGGAGAAGCAUCAGAUCCAAGCCCGGGCCCAGAGACUUCCGGAAAUCCAGAUGCUGAUGGUGUCUGGCACAGGGAACUUCUCCCUUACCUGGGACAAUGUCUCUAGCCAGCCAAUCCCUGCAAAUGCCACGGCCCAUCAGAUUCAAACAGCCCUUGAGGAGUUACUUGCAGUUAAAUGUAAACUGGAACCCCUUUCAGCGAACAUCCUACUCCGGCUGGGAUUCGAGCAAGGCCUAGAAGGUUCCAGCUCUGAUGGGCACCUCACCAGUGGGACAGAGCCCUUCUGUGGGAGAUUCAGCUUCCAUCAGCCUCGACACCUUGUCCUGAUACCCGCGGCUGCCCAGAAGGGCAACCGGCUAGAUCAGUACACACAUCUGUGCCUUGCAUACAAAGGCCACAUGAAUACGAUCCUGACAGUGACAGUGUCCUUCACAAUUGGCUUUCAAAACACCGUUAUGAAGAACGUCACCUGUGACUGGAGUCUUGUGGGGGCCAGCCCUAACAGCUGGCAGUUCGCCUGCACCGACCUCUGGAAGACGUGUGUGCAUCGCUCCGCGCAGCUCCAGCCACCUCCCGCAAACUCCCCAGUGCUGGUUCAUCAGAUUGACCUCCUCCCUUUGUCUCCGGAGAUGGACGUGUUCUAUGUGGAUGAGAUUAUUAUUGCAGACACAAACCUAACAGUUUCUCAGGCUGACUCUGGAACAGCUCGCCCUGGCGGGAAUCUGCUGGAAUUGCUCUCUGUGGUGGGAUCCCCUCCUGUCUACAAUGUGACCUCCUGGUUGGCAGGGUGUGGCUUGGAGCUCCCGCUCAUCACUGCAAGCUCUGUGCCCACUGAAGGAGCAGAAGAAGGAUCCGGGUUGGUCCAGGUGACAACACAGAGACUACAGAGGGCAAGUCCACCUUUAGGAGGACACUUUCGCAUCCAGCUUUCUCACACAGUGAUUCCUGCUGUCCCUGUGCACAUCUCAGCUAGUCACCUCCAAAAGCUCUUACAAACCAACGCUGAUGACUUCACAUCUAGGUACCUUAAUGUCAGUGACUUCACUGUGACAGAGGAUCUAAAGUCUUGCUAUGAACAUGUGUGGACUCUCUCCUGGUCCAACCAGGUUGGGGACUUGCCCAGCUUUAUAAGGGUAUCUGAUGAAAACCUAACGGGAGUUAACCCUGCUGUAACCACUCGUGUGGUAUAUGAUGGUGGAGUCUUCCUUGGACCCAUAUUUGGAGACAUGUUGGUCACUGCCAACCAGUACACUCAGGUGGUUGUGCGAGUGAACGACAUACCAGCUUAUUGUUCAGGUUCCUGUUCCUUCCAAUACCUUGAAGGGUCAACUCCCCGGGUCCACUCUGUGUGGUAUGCCCUCGAUGACAUUGACCUACUGGUCUAUAUUACUGGAAAUGGUUUCUCUGGUGACUCCGAGGCCUUGCAGGUUACAGUGAACAAAACAAGUUGCAAAGUUAUUUUCUCAAACCAAACGAAUGUGGUGUGUCAGACAGGCCUGCUGCCCGUUGGAGUGCAUCAGAUUUCAAUGUUGGUGAGACCCUCUGGUCUUGCUGUCAGUGCCAGUGGAGGAGGCCUCUUCCUAAACGUGGAGCCCAGGCUGGAUGCUGUGGAGCCUUCCAGAGCUGCAGACAUUGGAGGGCUCUGGGCCACCAUCCGAGGCUCUAGUUUGGAAGAUGUUAGCCUGGUUUUAUUUGGAUCCCAGUUUUGUGCCAUUAAUGUCACCACAAGCAAUUCACGAAGAAUUCAAUGCAAAGUUCCACCCAAGGGGGAAGAUGGACCUACAGUGAAUGUGACUGUGAUCAGAGGGGACCAUUCUGUGGUUCUUCCCAAGGCAUUUACUUACGUCUCCUCUUUAAAUCCAGUAAUUGUGUCUCUCAGCAGAAACAGAAGCAGCAUAGCAGGAGGUGAGACCCUUUCCAUUGGAAUGGUGCUGCCAAUGAACCAUACGGAUUUGGAUGUCCAAGUCCACAUUGGGGACACCAGAGCUCGGGUCCGAGCGCAGGCAGCUCAGGGCCUGGAGGUGGUGCUGCCCCCGCUGCCUGCUGGGCUCCACGGAAUCUCAGUCUCCAUCAAUGGGGCCCACAUUCAUGCACAAGGUGUGGAUCUUCACAUCGAGUACAUCACAGAAGUCUUCAGCGUCCAGCCUUGCUGUGGGUCCAUUCUGGGUGGAACCAUCCUCAGCAUCUCAGGAAGAGGGUUCAGCAGGGACCCAGCUUUGGUUUGGGUGCUUGUGGGCAAUCGGUCCUGUGACAUUGUGAACUCAACGGAGACGAACGUCUGGUGUGAGACCCCGCCAGCCCCCCUGCCGCCUGGUGCCCCAGCCCCUGUGGAGGUCUGGGCUGGCAGCCAGCCCUUCCCCUACCAACCUUUGCCAAGCCUGGUGGGGAAGGGCUUCAUCUUCACAUAUGAAAUGGCAGCAACCCCGGUGGUCACAGCCACGCGAGGAGAAAUCACAAAUCACAGCCUGAGGCUCUACGUGGAAGGGCAGAAUCUCUCCAACUCAGAGGUCCUUCUGGGGAACUUGAGCUGUGAUGUUGAGACCCAGUCUCCCAGUAGCAACACAAGCCUGUCUGGGUGCGCUUUUCCUCUUCACAGUUUGGAGGCGGGCAUCUAUCCUCUCCAAGUACGUCAGAGGCAGAUGGGGUUUGCUGACAUGUCUGCGGUGCCCCAGCAAUUUGUGGUGUUGCCUCAGAUAACAGCCAUUUCCCCAACACUUGGGUCCACUUGUGGAGGGACAGUACUCACGGUGAGGGGCUUGGCUCUCAAUUCCAGCAGGAGGUCAGUUCAGGUUGACAUUUCAGGUCCUUUCACUUGUGUGAUUUUGAGUUUGGGGGACCAGACGGUCCUCUGUCGGAUUACCCCGGCGGGUAACCCCUUGCCUGGUGCUUCCUUCACCCUGAAUGUUACUGUCCUGGUUAAUGGGCUGCCCAGCGCCUGUCAGGGGAAUUGCACUCUUUUCUUGUGUGAAGAGACAACUCCUGUCGUGGACGCCUGGACCACAACCAUCAGUGGGUCUCUGACCACAGUGCUGAUGAGGGGUCAGAGGUUAGGUACCGCGGCUGAUGAACCAAUGGUGUUUGUGGAUGGUCGCCUUCCUUGCCCUGUGACUUCCUUUAAUACAACCCACGUGGCGUGCUGUAUCAGUGGCUUGGCCCCAGGACCCCACUACCUGUCGGUUCUUCAUACGAGAUAUGGGUAUGCUUGCUCUGGUCACGUUCACAGACACUUCCACAUUUUGCCUCAAGUGUUUCAUUAUUUCCCCAAGAAUUUCAGCCUCCAUGGUGGAAGCCUCUUGACCUUGGAGGGUACAGCCCUGAGGGGACGGAACUCCACUUUAGUCUACAUUGGCCAGCAGGCCUGCCUGACUGUGAACCUCAGCUCUGAGCUCAUCCAGUGCGCUGUUCCUGCAGGGAAUGGCUCCGUUGCCCUGGUCAUAGAGGUAGAUGGACUUUCUUACCAGGUGGGCGUCAUUGGUUACAGCGACGCCUUCACCCCCGAAUUGCUCUCAGUUUCUCAGACUGAUGACGUCUUAACGUUUUCAGUGGCCGGGAUCUCAGGAGCUGCGAACGUUGACAUUUUUAUUGGGAUAUUCCCCUGUGUGGGUGUCUCUGGCAACCGUACCCUUCUCCAGUGUGUGGUCCCAUCCCUUCCUGUCGGGGAGUACCAAGUCAGAGGUUAUGACCACCUGAGAGGGUGGGCCUCAUCUAUCCUGGUGUUCACAUCCAGAGUGACCGUUACAGCAGUGACCGAGAACUUCGGCUGCCUGGGUGGAAGGCUCGUGCAUGUGUUUGGAGCAGGAUUUUCUCCUGAGAACAUCUCAGCUGCCGUGUGUGGUGCUCCCUGCCAAGUCUUGGCUAACGCGACAGUGUCUGCCUUCAGCUGCCUGGUUCUGCCCCUGGAUGUGUCCUUGGCUUUCCUGUGUGGCCUGAGACCUGAGGAGGAGAACUGUGAGACCUCUGGCUGCAGCUACGUGCAGUGUGAUUUGACUGUCGCUGUGGGGACAGAGAGCCUGCCCGAGUCAUGGCCUUAUUUCUACACCUGUGAAGAGAGUUCCCGAUGCAUCUGUGCACAAGAUCGUUGGACAGAGUCCGUCUUUCCAUCUUUCUCAGGCCUCUUCAUCAGCCCUAAAGUGGAAAGAGAUGAAGUUCUCAUCUAUAAUAGCUCCUGUACCAUUACCAUGGAAACUGAGGCAAAGAUGGAGUGUGAGACGCCUAAUCAGCCAAUUACCGCCAAGAUUACUGAGAUACAGAAAAGCUGGGGCCAGAACACUCAGCCUCCUCUUCAUGCCCGCGCCCCUUCUCAGCAGUUGGCUGGCAGUGAUGUUUACUGUAGAGGAAAGCUGAUUUUCCUGGACCCAGGACCCAUCGAGCUCAGAGCACACUCCAUCCUUGUUUCUGAUGGUGGAGAGCUCAGGAUUGGAUCCGAGGACAAGCCCUUCCAAGGCAAAGCUCAGAUCAAACUCUACGGGAGUUCCCACUCUACCCCCUUCUUUCCGUAUGGAGUCAAGUUCCUGGCUGUGAGGAAUGGAACUCUUUCCCUGCAUGGUUCACUCCCAGAAGUCGUGGUCACCCAUCUUCGAGCAGCUGCCUAUGCCCGUGACACGGUGUUGGCUCUGGAAGAUGCUGUGGACUGGCACGCGGGGGAUGAAGUCAUUGUCAUCAGUGGGAUGGGUGCAGAAGGCGCCAAGCCCUUGGAAGAGACUGUCAUUGUGGAGAGUGUGCAGAAUACAGACCUCCAUCUGAGGUCACCCUUGAGAUAUUCUCACAACUCCACAGAGAACUGGGUGGCUGGAGAGCUCCAUGUUUUAAAGGUCAUGGUGGUUCUCCUCAGCAGGAGUGUUACCAUACAGGGAAAUCUCACUGAUGAGAGGGUGCAGCUCCUUGCUUCAUGCCAGAGGGCCAAUGCUUCACAAGGUGAUUUGCAGAACUGUUUGUAUUUCAAGAGUGAGAAGAUGCUGGGAUCCAGGGAUCUGGGGGCCAGAGUCAUCAUUCAGUCUUUUCCAAAGGAGCCCAGCUGGGUCCAGUUGAAGGGAGUGCAGUUCCGGGACUUGGGGCAAGCCUUCUGUAAGCAUGUGAGCUCGCUGACUCUGGUGGGAGCUCUGAGAGGUUCCUACAUGCAGGGCUGUACUGUGUGGCGAUCUUUCAGCAGAGGCCUCAGCGUGUCCAGGACCUUGGGCCUGAAGGUGGACAGUAACGUGUUCUAUGAUAUUUUAGGCCACACACUGCUGGUGGGUACACCCCCCGAGAUAAGGUAUAUCCCUUGGGAGGUUAUUCCUGGAAGAGAAAAUGACUGGUCAGAACAGGGGAAUAUAAUAAGAAACAAUGUGAUCAUCAGUGUUUCUGGCGCCGAGGGACUUUCCAGUACUGAAAUGAUGGCACCCUCUGGUAUCUACAUCCGCGAUCCCACCAAUGUUGUAGAGGGAAACAGGGUGUGUGCUGCUGGCUAUGGCUACUUUUUUCACCUUGUGACCAACCAAACAUCCCAAGCUCCACUUCUUUCCUUUACCCGGAACAGUGCACAUGCUUGUACGAGGUGUGGCCUCUUUGUAUACCCUAAGUUUCAGCCAACUUGGGAUAACGGCACUGGUCCCACCCUGUUCCAAAAUUUCACGGUUUGGGGAAGUGCAGGUGGUGCCCAGAUUUUUAGAAGUAGCAAUCUUCACCUGAAAAACUUCCAGGUUUAUGCAUGCAGAGAUUUUGGAAUUGACAUCUUGGAAAGUGAUGCAAAUACUUCAGUUACUGACAGCUUAUUACUUGCUCAUUUUGCCCCCAAGGGAAGCCUGUGUAUGUCAGCUGGGAUCAAAACUCCCAAAAGAUGGGAACUGACAGUGUCUAACACAACCUUUGUGAAUUUUGAUCUCACUGACUGUGUGGCCAUCAGGACCUGUUCAGGCUGUUCCCGAGGACAGGGUGGAUUUACUGUCAAGACCAACCAGUUGAAGUUUACAAACUCUCCAAACUUGGUAGCAUUUCCAUUUCCUCAUGCAGCAAUUUUGGAAGACUUGGAUGGGUCUCUGUCCGGGAAAAAUAGAAGUCACGUUCUUGCUUCUAUGGAAACCCUUCCAGCUUCUUGUUUGGUCAAGGCCAGCUUCAGUCAGCUUGUCCAUGGAAGUGUCUGUGAGGAAAAUGUUCUCUUCCAUCGUAUGUCUAUUGGUUUAGCCAAUGCCCCAAAAGUUUCUUAUGAUUUAACCAUAACGGACAGCAGAAAUAAGACAACCACUGUUAGUUAUGUGCAUGACACACUGUCCAACCCUUAUGGCUGGAUGGCACUGCUCUUGGAUCAAGAGACCUACUCACUGCGAUUUGAGAGCCCUUGGACCAACAGCUCUCUGCAGUACUCAGCGACAUUUGAGAACUUUGCUCCUGGGAAUUACCUGCUGCUGGUGCACACAGACCUGUGGCCUUACCCUGACAUCCUCAUAAGGUGUGGGAGUCAAGUGGGGCGGUCCCUUCCGUCUCUUCCAUCACCUGGUCGGGACCAAGGCUGUGACUGGUUCUUCCACAGCCAGUUGAGACAACUCACCUAUCUGGUUUCAGGUGAAGGCCAAGUUCAAGUAAUUCUCCAGGUGAGGGAAGGUGUGGCGCCAACUAUUUCAGCUUCUUCCUCUGCACCUGAGUCAGUUUUAAAAUGGUCCCUCCCCGAAGCAUGGGAAGGCAUGGAGAAGGGCUGGGGAGGACACAGCGGUACCAUUCCAGGCCCUGGGGAUGACGUCCUGAUUUUACCCAACAGGACUGUCCUUGUGGAUACAGAUCUUCCGUCCCUCAGAGGCCUCUAUGUGAUGGGGACUCUAGAAUUCCCUGUGGACAGAAGCAACAUUCUGAGCCUGGCGUGCAUGCUCAUUGCAGGCGGGGAACUGAAAGUCGGUACUUUAGAAAAUCCCUUAGAAAAAGAAAAAAAGCUCCUGAUUCUCCUUAGAGCUUCAGAGGGAGUCUUUUGUGACCGUUUCAUCGGAAUUCGUAUUGAUCCAGGAACAAUUGGGGUGUUUGGGAAACUUCAGCUUCAUAGUGCUUAUCCUAAGAAAUCCUGGACACAUCUUGGGGCUGACAUUGCCUCAGGCAAUGAGAGAAUUAUAGUAGAGAACACAGUGGAUUGGCGACCCCAAGACAAGAUUGUCCUUAGUUCCUCUUCAUAUGAACCUCACGAAGCAGAGGUCCUCACUGUGAAAGAAGUCAGGGGCCACCAUGUUAGCAUCCAUGAACGGCUCAGACACCGGCACGUCGGAAGUGUCCACGUCAUGGAGGAUGGCCGACACAUUCGUUUGGCUUCAGAGGUUGGACUUCUGACCCGAAACAUACAAAUCCAGGGUGAUACAUCAUGCGGGGGGAGACUACUUGUGGGGUCCUUCAGGAAGUCCAGCGUGGAAGAAUUUUCAGGUAUCCUUCAACUUUUCAAUGUGGAAAUUCAGAACUUUGGCUCACCACUGUAUUCCUCCAUCGAGCUCACUGAUACGUCGGCAGGAUCCUGGAUAAUAUCUUGUACUCUGCACCAAAGCUGUGGUGGGGGCAUUCGUGCAGCUGCCAGUCAGGGGAUCGUUUUAAAUGACAAUGUAGUGUUCAGCACAGCUGGCCAUGGCAUUGAUUUGGAGGGUCAGGACUAUUCUCUCUCUAAUAACCUUGUGGUUCUGAUGACACAGUCAGCCUGGUCUCCCAUUUGGGUGGCAGGAAUCAAAGUGAAUCAGGCAAAGGACAUCCAUCUCCAUGGCAACGUUGUGGCAGGAUCCGAGAGACUUGGCUUUCACAUCCGAGGCUACAGGUGCUCCUCUCCUGAAGCCCUUUGGUCUGACAACGUGGCCCACUCAAGUCUUCACGGCCUUCAUCUCUAUAAGGAGACUGGACUUGACAACUGUACCAGUAUCUCUGGCUUCUUGGCUUUCAAGAACUUUGACUACGGUGCCAUGCUCCAUGUGGAGCAUGGCAUGGAAAUAGAGAACCUCACUCUGGUCGACAAUACUAUUGGCCUUUUGGCAGUAGUUUAUGUGUCUUCUGCCCCACAGUGUUAUAGUGAAAAUCUACAGAUUGUGGUUAGGAAUUCAGUCAUCGUGGCCACUAGCUCAUCUUUUGACUGCAUUCAGGAUAGAGUUAAGCCUCGUUCUGCCAACGUGACAUCACCUGAUCGAGCUCCUUCCAAUCCCAGAGGGGGUCGAGUUGGUAUUUUGUGGCCUGUAUUCACCUCGGAACCAAAUCGGUGGCCUCAGGAGCCAUGGCACAAAGUGAGGAGUGGCCAUUUAAUUUCAGGCAUCAUGAAACUUCAAGAUGUGACCUUUUCUGGUUUUGUGAAGAGUUGCUAUAGCGAUGAUCUAGAUGUCUGCAUUCUGUCCAAUGCAGAGAACACUGGGAUCGUGCCUCUAAUAACGGCAGAGAGGACCAGGAUGCUAAAGAUCAAAGAUAAAAACAAGUUCUACUUUCCUCCUUUACAAACCAGGAAAGAUUUAGGAAUACUGGUCUGCUCUGAAUCUGACUGUGAAAGUCCUAGAAAAUAUCUCUUUAAGGAUCUGGAUGGGAGAGCUCUGGGUCUGCCUCCACCAGUUUCUGUAUUUCCUAAAAUUGAAGCAGAAUGGACUGGAUCCUUCUUCAACACAGGCACAUUUAGAGAAGAGCAGAAAUGCACAUACCGAUCGCUGAUGCAAGGCUACAUCUGCAAACAGACUGACCAAGUGAUCUUAAUUCUUGACAGUGCUGAUGCCACUUGGGCAAUGCAAAAGUUAUAUCCAGUUGUAUCUGUGACUAGUGGUUUUGUUGACACCUUCAGUAGCGUAAAUGCCAAUACUCCCUGCUCCACUUCAGGGUCUGUAUCUGCUUUCUAUUCCAUUUUACCCACCAAGGAAAUCACCAAGGUCUGCUUUGUGGAUCAGACUCCUCAAGUUUUGCGUUUUUUUCUAUUGGGGAACAAAAGUACCUCCAAGCUCCUCUUGGCUGUAUUCUACCAUGAACUCCAGAGCCCGAAUGUUUUCUUAGGGGAAAGAUUCAUUACACCUACUCAGGUUCAGUCAACUUCCUCACUGCUGAAUGGGUCUAUUGGCGCCAACUAUUUCAGCAUCAUGGAUAACCUCUUGUAUGUUGUCCUACAAGGAGAGGAGCCCAUUGAAAUUCGCUCAGGUGUUUCCAUUCAUUUGGCCCUCACUGUGAUGUUUUCAGUUCUAGAAAAAGGCUGGGAAAUGAUGACCCUUGAAAGACUAACUGACUUCUUGCAGGUUAGCCAAGACCAAAUCAGAUUUAUUCAUGAGAUGCCUGGUAAUGAAGCAACCUUAAAGGCCAUGGCUGACCGUAGAGCAAAGAGAAAGCGCAAUUGCCCAACUGUGACUUGUGCCAGUCAUGAUAGAGUUGGUCAGCGUAGACUUCUCAUGAUGGAAAUGAGCUCAUAUAGAGUCCUACUGCCCACCACUAUGGAAACUAUCUCAAAAGUGAUGGUCGUUGAAAUUGGUGAUCUGCCAGCAGUAAGGAACACUGGAGUAAUUCCAUCCUUAUCAAGUAACAAAUUACAGACUUUGGCUCACCAGGUUAUCACUGCUCAGCAGACUGGAGUACUAGAGAAUGUUCUGAAUAUGACUAUUGGGGCCUUACUGGUGACUCAGUCAAAGGGAGUCAUUGGCUAUGGAAAUACAAGCAAUUUCAAAACUGGGAACUUGAUAUAUAUUCGGCCCUAUGGUCUUUCAGUCCUAGUCCAGCCUUCAGAUGGAGAAGUGGGAAAAGAACUUACAGUACAACCACAGCUCGUUUUUCUGGAUAAGCAGAAUCGGAGAGUAGAGUCGUUGGGGCCCCCAUCAGAGCCUUGGGUCAUUUCUGUUUCUCUGGAAGGGACAUCAGAUUCCAUGCUGAGAGGAUGUACUCAGGCAGAAACUCAAGAUGGUUAUGUGAGGUUCUCCAACUUGGCAGUUUUGAUCUCUGGGUCAAAUUGGCACUUUAUUUUUACUGUCACUUUCCCUCCAGGGGUCAAUUUUACAGCUCGCUCCAGGCUGUUUGCUGUCUUACCUGCAACUCCAUCCGAGAGGCCCACGAUCGUACUGGCUGCUUCCCUGUGCUCAGGGGUCUCGUGGCUGGCUCUGUGCUGCCUCGUAUGCUGUUGGUUUAAGAAAAGCAAAAGCAGAAAAAUAAAAAGUGAAGAGAUUUCUGAAUCCCAGACUAAUGAUCAAAAGAAUCAUAGCCACGUCUCACCCAAACGCCAAGAAUCACAAGUAGAGACUGAAAAGGAAGGCACCAUGAUGGCAGAAGAUUUGAGGAUGAAGGUCAUGCUGGGCAAGCGGAACCAGCUCCCCCAUCACUCACGGAAUGGUGUGUCCAGAAGGAAGGUGAGCCGCCGUGCAGUCCAAGAGGAAGGUGGCAGCCGAGAAGAGGCCGAGGCCGCUGUGCCUGCUCCCGGUACUACCAGUGUCACGUCACACAGGAACACGUGUGCUUUGGGCUCUCCUGCUCAGCAGCUGUACCUGCAGGAGACUGGGAGCUGGAAGGAGGCCCAGGAGCAGGUGCUCCGAUACCAGCUGUCGGGCCAAGAUCAGCUGCUGCUGCCCUGCCCAGACCUCAGACGAGAGACGCAGCGAUUGCAGGGCCGGAGUCGCCUGGGCAAGGAGCAUGGUAGCCUGGGGCUGCCCCAGGAGAAGCCAGCCUCCUGCAGUGCCGCCGAGGCAUCCUGCCUCCAUUCAGUGCGUCCAGAGGCCGUUCAGGGGCAGCUGUGA